This is a messenger RNA of Ricinus communis (castor bean), 1584 nucleotides long. RefSeq names its product ribonuclease MRP protein subunit POP4. The record is from RefSeq and is a predicted model, not a curated record. Gene Ontology annotation, molecular function: ribonuclease P RNA binding. Gene Ontology annotation, cellular component: ribonuclease MRP complex; ribonuclease P complex. Bases 387 to 1295 code for a protein of 302 amino acids. The transcript is spliced from 10 exons. NCBI's taxonomy places the organism in Eukaryota, Viridiplantae, Streptophyta, Magnoliopsida, Malpighiales, Euphorbiaceae. Gene Ontology annotation, biological process: tRNA 5'-leader removal; rRNA processing.
AAAAUAGAGAUCUUAAAUGUAUCCCUUUGAACAGCGCCACCACCGCCACGACGCUGCCUCCUGGCCUCAUGCACUCUGCUCCUCCGUUCUCUCCCUUCAACUCCCUUACACCUGCCGCCGGCUCUUUCUCUCUCCUCUCCAUUAUCCAGGAUAGACAAGCGCCUUCUUUUGCCUACCGUCGGUUCUGCUAUAACGACAAGCAAUAGGAGGCGACACUGACACCUCAUGUCGUAAACAUAGUGAUGGACUGAGACGAAUAAGUGGUUCAUGAGUAUUUGAUUUUGUUUUGGUGCCUGGAUUUUUAACGUCAAUGUACUCAAGAACAGUAGCAAGUUUUCAACACGUAUUGCAUAAACAGAGCCAGAGGCGAAAAUAUACCUGGGGCAAUGGGUACUGAUACAGGUUGUCAAGAUCAAAGAAAACGAACUCAGGAGGCAUUGGAGAGACGGUUUGCUGUAGCUAAAGCUGAGCUGCUUCAGCAACAAAAGAAAAGCCAAACACAGAGACCCAAUGAUGAACAUAGAAAAGAAAAUUAUAAGAUUACUAACCCUCUUUCUGUUGCAUCUCCUGCAAAUCUUCCAGCUGCUCCAGUCACUCCCUCAGUGAAUAGUUCAUCCAAAAAAGAUAUGGAGGAAAAUGGUCCAGCAUAUUCACUGCUCUCUCAUCCUGUACACGAGAACCUACUGAGAACGAAUGUCAAGUUUCAAAGUAACAGGGGAAGCAUGGUGGACAUGAUCUUACAUGAACUUCUUCAACAUGGUGACUCUGCUCAAAAGUACAUGCAAGGAUCGAAAAGCAAAAAACUCGAUAAUUGGAUCCUGCUCGAUAAUUAUGUACAAGGGCGUGGCAAACCCACCAGUUCUCAUAUUAGGGCUUUGCAAGCCCACUCAAAGCGCUCUAAAAGGCACAUGUCUAUGAAGCAACAUAAAAAAUGUGGAUCAUUUGAUUUGCCGCAAGAUCUCCAAAAGUUUGAUGCUUUUAAGCCAAUGCAUGAAAUGUGGAAAGCUUACAUGGCACAGCUUCUAAAAAAUACUGGGAGAAAUCAGUUGGCUCAAUGUCUUAUUGGAGCAGAUCUACAUGGUGCUAAUAUUCUAGUUGCUGAGAGUAAGAUAGCAUCUUUCACAGGAGUUAGUGGUAUAAUGAUUCGCGAAACAGUGGAGACUUUUGGAAUAAUUACACAAGAUAAUAAAUUCCAGGUUGUGCCGAAAAGAUUUUCCAUUUUUAUGUUCCAAGUUGAUUGUUGGAAGAUUACAUUGCAAGGGGAUAAACUCACCUCAAGAAAAUUGGGUUUGUGAUCAUCAUCAAAUAGGUGGAUGCUAACAUAUGGUACUUGUGGAUAGUGAAGAAAUUGGAUUCAACACAGCAACCGAAUUAUGUUUGCUUCAAAGAUUUUGGUAUCCCUACUGGUCAGGGAUGAGUUUACUAUCUUUUCUUAAUUAGCUUCAGGAAUACUUGAAGAUUAUCAAUUUUCAGUGGUAGACUUGUUUCGUUAACUCGUCCCAACUUUAUGCUCUCUAUUACUGGUUGGUUCUUAUGAUGUUCGUUUGCUGUUCAUAAAUGUAUCAUAUGUGUUCAUUUGCCACA